Messenger RNA from Ostrinia furnacalis (Asian corn borer), 1425 nucleotides. RefSeq lists its product as uncharacterized. The record is from RefSeq and is a predicted model, not a curated record. The transcript has a single exon. NCBI's taxonomy places the organism in Eukaryota, Metazoa, Arthropoda, Insecta, Lepidoptera, Crambidae. The coding region runs from base 221 to 991 and encodes 256 amino acids.
UUUGGUUUCGGCGGUAGGCGUAAAAGUAGUUCGUAGCUCCCUCUCACAUUAAAAUUUGUUUAAAAAUAGUAAUAGAUAGAAUAAUUACCUUUUUAUUGUGUGAUCUUAUUCAAAGGGCACUAAUUUAAACCCCAUAACGUUUGCAUCACUUUAUAUGCUGUGAUUACUACUUCACUGCACCUGUCACCGGUUCUCAUCACUCCCUAUCAACUACACGAACAUGUCUUCCUUGGCUGAUGUACACCAAUUGCAGACAACACUGGAAGAGUCCUUACACAAACGCAUGAGUGAGUUUGAAGCACAAUUUAAAAAAUCGGCAUCGGAGCCUACUACACUCGGACACCUAUAUGCCGAGUUCAAGGCUUUCAAGGAGAGUGUUGCCGGAAUUGUACAGCUGCUACGCUCACAAAUUGACGAGCUUUCUCGUGCCACCGAUGCCCUGGAGAUGCGCCAUCGCAGAAAAAGCCUUCUUUUUGGAGGAAUGCCCGAGGACACAAAGGAGGAUGCCCCUACGGUCAUUUGUGACCUACUGAGGGCCCGCUUUAACUUGUCGGACGUGACCACAUCAGCGUUUAAGGCAUGCUAUCGACUUGGAUCCAGCAGAGAAGGCAGGCCACGUCCAAUUCUGGUACAGUUUGCUGAUCACUCAAUAAAAUCCACGGUUUGGAAGAAGAAGACUGUGCUAAAAGGUACUCCCACUGUCAUCUCGGAGUUCCUAACGCGUAGUCGACAGACUCUUUUCAUGGAGGCACGCAAGAGAUUUGGCAUCACGAAGGUCUGGACACUGGACGGCAACAUUUAUGUUAAGUUGGCCGACGGGAAACGCCGCCUGAUAACAUCCAUGGGCGAUCUAGACCUGAUAGCCAACGCAAAGCAUCCUGUUCCAGUAGUGCCCCCCCAACUAGAAAGUCCUCCUGCCCCUGCGCGAGCGGAAAGAUCAAGUAAGCCCACCGGUGUGUCGCUGCGCCCCAAGAAACCCAAGGCUAAGUAGUUGAUACCGGCUGGAAUAACUACCCUCACUGUUUGACUGAAUAAUUGGCUAUGUUUGACCCACUUUUUCUUUUUGAAUCCACAUUAAUCAUAAAUUUUUGAAAACUUGCAUCUACCCAAUAACAUUAACAUCUGUAUUAAUUUUUUUUCCAAAUCUGUCAACUUGUAAAUGUCAAAUGUCUAUCGUCCAGAAAUUGCACUAGUUUUCAUUUGUUUAAUACUUUGGGAUUUGCACUUUGAGCCAAUUAGUUUGUAUUAAUAUUAAUAUUGAUUUUUGGCAUAAUUUUUGGAGGGCUUUGUUUAAUUAUUUUCUUUUUCCUAUUUCCUUUUUGUUCUCUCUUUGCUGUAUUUCCCUUGAAGUGUAAUAUAAAUGUUCUUAUGUAAACCGGCAGGUCAGUGCAGAAAAUAUUAACUUUUUUUGUAUUAUUAUUUAUA